Messenger RNA from Cynoglossus semilaevis (tongue sole), 1339 nucleotides. Its product is annotated as potassium channel subfamily K member 17-like. The transcript has 5 exons. Gene Ontology annotation, molecular function: potassium ion leak channel activity; outward rectifier potassium channel activity. Gene Ontology annotation, biological process: potassium ion transmembrane transport; stabilization of membrane potential. Gene Ontology annotation, cellular component: plasma membrane. The record is from RefSeq and is a predicted model, not a curated record. NCBI's taxonomy places the organism in Eukaryota, Metazoa, Chordata, Actinopteri, Pleuronectiformes, Cynoglossidae. The coding region runs from base 357 to 1262 and encodes 301 amino acids.
UCCAGUUGGAUGUUGCAGUGAGUUGAGCUCAGACGCUCCGUCCAUCGGAGGAGCUGCUCCCAGAACAGCCCGAGGACGGAGGUCCACGAAGACUUUCACACCACAGUCCAAAACCGCCCGAGCCACGGUCCACCCUCUGCUGGAGUCCCCCCCGUGUCUGAUCAUCUGCCCCAGAUUUGCAUGAUGGCCCAGGGUAGGUUUUGAAACGGUGCUGCAGGUGGAGGUUGAUUUGCCUAUAAUACCCAGAGACGAGACGAGGAUCGAGAGGAAAAACAACUCCGUGCUGUGGACGUCUGCGCCGACCGAAGCUCUGAGUCCAUCUGGGUUUUUGAAGAUCUGUGUGAGGAAGAACCGAGAUGAAAAUAAAGGAGAUGUUAAAUCUGGCCCAUGUGCCGUCCAUCCUGAUGCUGGGGGCUGUUUAUGUGGCCUACGUCCUAAUCGGUGGGGUGGUUUUCUGGAGGUUGGAAGGUGAUCUGGUGAAUCAGAAGAUCAGUCGUGUACUGCAGAGAAAAAACAACCUGUUAAUGGAGUACACCUGUCUGGACCAGGAGGGACUGGAGGUGGUGGCUCAGGUCGUCCAUGACGCCUCGAAGGUCGGUCUGAGUCUGAAAGGUAACUACACCUCGAACGGCUUCUGGAAGUUUACCAGCUCGGCUGUGUUCGCUGCCACUGUGGUCACAACCAUAGGUUACGGCAACAUGAGUCCCAGCUCCAUGGCCGGACAGAUUUUCUGCGUGUUCUUCGCUCUGUUUGGGAUCCCGCUCAACCUGGUGGUGCUCAACAGAGUGGGGAAGUACAUGCUCGUCAUAGAGAGGAACGUCUGUGAGUUCCUGGUGGAGAAGACUGGAAGAAAGAAGUGCACCCGCUUCUUUGUCCACCUGGUGUCGUACCUGUGCGGCGCGGUCCUCUUCUUCAUCGUACCCAUGCUGGUGUUUCAAAUGCAGGAAGGCUGGAUAUACUCCCAGGCGCUCUACUUCUGCUUCAUCACCCUCAGCACCGUCGGCUUCGGAGACUUUGUGGCAGACAGCGACCCUGACAAGUACUACCCAGAUUGGUACAGCGUCCUCAUUGCCUCGUGGAUUUUCUUUGGACUGGCCUGGCUGGCACUGGUCAUCAACCACACCAUGGACGUCCUGGAGAAGCUCAACGCUGACGUCAAACUGAGGUGGGGCGGUCAGCGGCAGGAGGACGAGUCGUCCGUCGUCACGGAGCGCGAGGUUCCCAACACGCAGCAGGAGGAGGAGGGAGAGGAGACGAAGUAGUAAUCUACGGAGUAACUGAGUAAUUUUUUUUUGUGUGAGUCUGUGGCAGUGGGUCCAGUCUCGUCUCAGACCCCACC